GUAGACGUGUCAUGGGUGUAAUAGGUCGUAUCAGUAAAAUUCCAACACAAAUUUCCAAAACCCCUUUUUACCGGCCUAAAGAAAAAACCCUGGCUCCAUGUUCGCAUUGAUCCACAGAUUGUUCCGCUGCUUGCCGCUUCCAAGGAUCCGAUAGCAGCUUUAUUUAGGAUCAAUAUGGGAGGAAAGAAGCCGUUGAUUGGGCUCUCAUGGGAGCCAAAGUUGCCGCCUUUGCCAUCUUGGAGUAAAAUUAGCAACACCAAGUCCAAAGACCCACCUGAGAGCAGUGCACUGUGGAAACCCAAUAAGGAGCUUGUUGACGGGCUGUUUGUACCGCCCAACGAUCCUGAAAAGGUUAACAAGUUACUCAGAAGUCAAGCCAAGGAUACCCUUGGCAAAGAUUGGUUUGAUAUGCCUGCCCCUACUAUGACGCCUGAAUUGAAAAAAGAUCUCCAGCUACUUAAGCUGAGGGGUGCUCUUGAUCCAAAGAGACACUACAAAAAGGGUGAUUCAAAAUCAAAAACGCUGCCCAAGUAUUUCCAGGUUGGCACAGUUGUACAGUCAUCAACAGACUUCUAUUCAGGUAGGCUAACUAAAAAGGAGAGGAAGGCAACCAUUGCAGAUGAGGUGCUUUCUGAUCGUAAUCUCGCAGCUUACAGGAAGCGUAAGGUCCGAGAGAUAGAAGAACAAAACCGUCCUGCUGGAAAUGAAAAGUGGAAGAUAAAGGGUCGACAGUCUAGGAAGCGAGCCAAAGAAAGAAGGCACUAAUAUUUUUCAUCGCACAGCCUCAUGGUCGACAGUCUAGAAAGAGCCAAAGAGUGAAAGCGAAUGCGUUGGAUCCGUAGCAACGUCUGGCCCGGGAGAUAUAGAAGGGGAAAUUUGUUGUUCAGCUGCUUCAAAUUUUAUUUUAUACAUACAUCUCUAACCAGGACUGUUAUAAAAAAUUCAAAAGCUUUUCGGUUAUUAUCAUGGGUAGUCAUCAUUUGAUGAACAAGACGAUUCUGAUUAAUCAUGAGCUCUGGAUGCAAAUAUAACAGGUUUAUGUGCU
Manihot esculenta (cassava) is the source of this 1045-nucleotide messenger RNA. RefSeq names its product rRNA-processing protein fcf2. Gene Ontology annotation, biological process: RNA processing. Gene Ontology annotation, cellular component: nucleolus. Bases 175 to 765 code for a protein of 196 amino acids. Lineage: Eukaryota; Viridiplantae; Streptophyta; Magnoliopsida; Malpighiales; Euphorbiaceae. Gene Ontology annotation, molecular function: RNA binding. The transcript has 6 exons. The record is from RefSeq and is a predicted model, not a curated record.